Notothenia coriiceps (black rockcod) is the source of this 2883-nucleotide messenger RNA. Its product is annotated as chloride intracellular channel protein 5-like. The transcript is spliced from 6 exons. NCBI's taxonomy places the organism in Eukaryota, Metazoa, Chordata, Actinopteri, Perciformes, Nototheniidae. The record is from RefSeq and is a predicted model, not a curated record. The coding region runs from base 85 to 1503 and encodes 472 amino acids.
GGCAGGCACACUGUGUGCCACCAGUUAGACCACUUCAGCACUCCUCCACGCUACAGCAGGUGUGCCAACACUAAUCCAGCAAACAUGGACAACAUCUACGAAACUGUAGAUGAGGGACGUAUGCAGAAACAGCCCCGCGAUGGAGCAAACAGCCCCGAACGAGAGCCCAAAUAUGAGAUCCCCGCAGAGGUCAUGGAGCCGCUGUACAGCGAGGUGCAGGUCCACGUCUCCACGAAGGGAGAGGGGCGCAGCUCCCCGGACUACAUGGCCGUCAGAGACGAGGACAAACACAGCAGCUCGUCCUCUUCAUCCAGCGAUGAUGAAGAAGAGGCGAAAGCAAAGGACGAGGUUAAAGAAGAAGUUGAAGCUGAGGAAGGACCAGAGGUGUGCGUAAUGCCCGAGCCAGUUGUGUGUCCAAUGCCGGAGCAAGAAGUUUGCGACCUGCCUGAGCCAGUUGUGUGUCCAAUGCCGGAGCCAGAGGUGUGCGUAAUGCCGGAGCCAGUUGUGUGUCCAAUGCCGGAGCCAGAAGUCACGGUGCAGGUGGAGGAAGUGAACGGCGGAUCCAGGCGCUCUUCGGCUUCCUCAGCAUCCUCUGCCUCCCCCGGUGACCCGUGCGACGACCCGCCGAUCCAGCCGCGGGUGGAGCACGAGGAGACCGCGGAGAAUGGUAGAUCGGACUCUCCCCCCAGCCCCGACAGCACCCCGGAGCCGUCUGUAGACUUAAGCGUGCAAACUCUGGAGAGUGUCAGUCUGGACGACAGCAGCGCAGCCCCGGAGGACCCCAGCCAGCCGGACAUCUCUCUGUUCGUCAAGGCCGGAAAUGAUGGAGAAAGCAUCGGCAACUGUCCCUUCUCUCAGCGCCUCUUCAUGAUCCUCUGGCUCAAAGGAGUCGUGUUCAACGUCACCACUGUUGACCUCAAAAGAAAGCCAGCAGAUUUGCACAACCUGGCCCCGGGGACGCACCCUCCUUUCCUGACCUUCAACGGAGAAGUCAAGACCGAUAUCAACAAGAUCGAGGAGUUUCUGGAGGAAACGCUCGGUCCUCCAAAGUAUCCCAAACUGGCAGCCAGGCAGAGAGAGUCCAACACAGCUGGAAAUGACAUCUUCGCCAAGUUCUCAGCCUUCAUCAAGAACACCAAACCAGAGGCCAACGCAGUUCUAGAGAAAGGUUUGAACAGGGCCCUGAAGAAGCUGGAUGACUACCUGAACAGCACCCUGCCAGAUGAGAUCGAUGCAGACAGCAUGGAGGAGGAGAAAGGCUCCAACAGAGGCUUCCUCGACGGAAAUGAGCUCACUCUCGCAGACUGCAACCUGCUGCCUAAACUGCACAUAGUCAAGGUUGUCGCUAAGAAGUACCGCAACUACGACAUCCCCUCAGAAAUGAAGGGGGUUUGGCGGUACUUGAAGAACGCUUCCACACGUGACGAGUUCACCAACACCUGUGCUGCUAACUCAGAGAUCGAGACCGCCUACAAAGACGUGGCGAGGAGACUGGCCAAGUAAUUCGCCAAGCAACCCCGAGCUCAGACAAAAUAAACUAGUAACACAACACAAAAAACCCCAAUCACUUUUCAACAUAAAUGUGACUGUCCUUUGAGUCUUGUUCAGUGGUAUUUUCAGGUCACAUACCUUAUCUGUCUGUCAUAGUCAGAUAUUGCAGGGUGGCUUACAGGCCCACUGCUUUAGUUAUGUGGUGUUGCAAUUGCAAAAACAGACAUGGCAAAAGAGAAGUGGAGCGGACGGCAAAUCAAGCACAUUUAACUUCAAACCACGUUCAAAUUUUGCAGCUAUGAAACUUUUGACAUAACACUUUUCAAACAUGAUUGUGUCCCGUCCUGUAUUUAUUUCUCAUAACACAAAGCUCUCUUUCAUACAAACUCCAGCGGUCCGCACGGCCAAACAUUUUACUAGUUGCUGAUGUCAGGGUCGUUCACUUUAUUUAUUCCUAAACCCACAGAAGUCUAGUCUGACUCCAGUGUUUAUUAUCAAGCUUCUGGCUCCAGGGGAGACACCUUGAUUCAUCUAUGACUGAUGAUUGGCGCUAUAAAUGUUUUGCUUAAUAUGACUGUUGCGAUCUGCAGAUUUAUUUUGAUUGUCGGUGUUGCUGUUUGUUUACUCGAGCUUGUACGUAUCUUGAAGAUUCACUCCUGCUUUUGAACGAUUGAUUUUAAGAAAAUUUGAUUCAAACCAAUUAUUUGACAUGCUUGAUGAUGUUAGUUGCAAAAAUAUUUAGCUGACAUUGAUAACUCAGUACAAAGCUCGUUUAUGAUUUGUUUGCAUGCAUGAAUCUCAUUUAAAAUGUCAUAUUUAAAAGCUGCUUUCCAAGAUGUGAAAAAUCCACUACUAUGUGCCUUUAUUUGGAAGUAUUCAAAAUCCAUGCCAAUGUCACUGAUGGACUCAAAACAUGUAUUGCAGCCAGAGAGGAGACAUUUGUUCUGCCUCUAGCUAUGUUCAGUGUAGGUAUUGAUUUUGUCUUCAGUUACACAUGAUAUUAUGAAUGGAGAGUAUUUAUUUAGCAGCCCCAAUCAGGCCUGAUUAGGUAGAGCCAUUAAGGCUUUGAUGGAAAGCGUCUUCCAGGCCAGGUCCGCGAUGGUCAGAAGAAGCCUGCCCUCCAGCCCUUCAUCAAAGACACAUUUCCUCUGCUUAGCCCAUCAUCAUCCACAGGUUAAAGUUCAAAUGUUUCAUUGUCCAAGCCGAGAGACGAUGGAAAUUUGUCUUGGGGGGCUUAUCGUCUUUGGCUUGAUGUCAGGCUGCAACUAUAGCGAGACUUCCUUGCAGAACCAUAAGGCUCUUGUGUGGUUUGGACAAACAUAUGAUAUGAAAUUGGAGCAUGAUGACUGAAAGCCUUGCUCAUUGCGAAGCUCUACAAAUAAAAUAAUAUUU